Messenger RNA from Fraxinus pennsylvanica, 1161 nucleotides. The record is from the annotation of a GenBank genome assembly. Lineage: Eukaryota; Viridiplantae; Streptophyta; Magnoliopsida; Lamiales; Oleaceae.
AUGAUGAUACCUUCAGAAAUCGUUACAGAUAUAAUCUCGCGCUUACCAGUGAAAUCCGUUUUGCGAUUCAGGUGUGUAUCUAGAUUAUGGUGUUCUAUUAUAGACGGCCAAGAUUUCGUCAAAAUGCACUUGCAUCGAUCUACGACAACAAAUUCAAAUCAAAGACUCAUUCUUGAAGGCCUGGGACUUUAUUCCGUAGAUUUGAAUUCACUUGACAAAGCCCAUGUCGUGAAACCCCCAUUUUAUUACAAGAGUGUUGAUGGCAUAUCCAACUCUUGCAAUGGGUUAAUUCUCGUGAUGAGUGAACCUCCUGUAUUGUGGAACCCCUUUUCCACUAAAUACCGGAUUUUACCUGACAACCCCAUCGAGUAUCCAACUCCUCUGUUGUGUUUUUCGAAGGUUAUUUAUGGGCUCGCUUACGAUUCGAGAAAGGAUGAUUAUAAAGUUGUUCGGGUUGUUGAAUUUAGGAACAAAACGAGUCAUUUGUGGGAAUGCUCUGAGGUUGAGAUUUAUAGCAUGAAAUCGAAUUCCUGGAACAGGAUCAAGGGUUUUCCUUAUCCGCUACCCUUUUUGAAGGGAAACUGGGGAGUACAUGUCCAUGGGGCGCUGCAUACGCUUGUGGAGGAUUAUUUCCACGUAUAUUCGGAAAAACCAAUUAGAAUUAUGGGUUUUAGUGUUGAGAGGGAGAACCAUUAUGAGGUGAUGCUGCCACCGAAUUUUGGGAUCAAGAAUGUCAAAAUGAAGUUGGAUGUGCUAGGAGGGUGUCUUUGUUUAGUUUGUACUAGCAAGUCUCGUGCUAAUUUAUGGGUGAUGAAGGACUAUGGAGUUGAGGAAUCUUGGACUAAAUUGAUAUCAAUUGGUUCUUCGACAAUUGACCCUGAUGACAUUUUGCAGCCUUUUGCUUAUUUGAAGCCAUUGGCAUAUUCGAAAAAUGGAGAAAAUGUCCUCUUGACUUAUGAUGACAAAAGGCUUGUCUGGUAUAAUUUGAGAACAAAAACUAUCAAGAAUGUCUCUGUUAGGGGGUUGCCUUUUGUGUUUUUUCCCGAGGUUUGUGUAGAAAGCCUUAUUUCUCCUUGUGGCCCAGCCCCGAGGGAAGUCGAUGGGGUCAAGACAAAUGGAAAAGACAAAGUGAAGAAAAAGAUAACUAAGAAGAAUAGGUAA